AUGCAAAAAAUUGGAUAAAACUUUGAAUUAAAAAAAAAGCUAGGUUCUGGUGCUUUCGGAGAUAUCUACCUGGGAGUGAACACAAAAAAUAACAUUGAAGUAGCUAUAAAAUUAGAGCCCAUCUCUUCUUAAUGUCCUUAGUUGAGAUAUGAACACGAAAUUUAUAAAAGAUUAUUGGCAGAUAAUUCAAGUAUUGAUAGAGGCAUACCUCAUGUCUAUUACACAUCAGAGGAAGGCGGCUAUACUUUUAUGGUCAUGGAUCUAUUAGGGUCAUCCUUAGAAGAAAUAUUUGUGUCAAAGAAAAAAAAGUUUUCUUUAAAAACAGUUGUGAUGAUUGGAUUACAAUUUUUGGAGAGAAUCGAAUUCAUUCAUUCUAAAGGCAUCAUACAUAGAGAUAUCAAGCCUGAUAACUUUUUGAUUGGGAAGACCAAUAAAUAAAAUAAAAUAUACAUCUUAGACUUUGGAUUGGCAAAACGAUUCAUUAAAGAGAAUGGACACAUUCCUUAUAGAGAAUCGAAGACAUUGACUGGAACAGCUAGAUAUUGCAGCUUAAACACUCAUUUGGGUGUAGAGUAAAGUAGAAGAGACGAUAUUGAAUGUAUGGCAUAUGUAUUAUUUUAUUUUCUCAAAUCGACUUUGCCUUGGUAAAAUAUGAGAGCAAAAAAUAAGAGAGAAAAAUAUGAAAGAAUUAUGGAGAAGAAGAUGACCACAACAUAUGAUGAAUUAUGCAAAGGAGUCCCCAAAGAAUUUGGUUUAAUAUUAAAACACGCUAGAAAUUUAGAAUUUGAGGAAGAACCUAAUUAUAAAUAUUUGAGAGGCUUGCUCGAUACUAUUUGUUAAUAGGAAAGAAUAACUGUUGAUAAUUAGUUUGAUUGGUGUAAAUGA
Molecule: messenger RNA, 885 nt
Organism: Paramecium tetraurelia
Lineage: Eukaryota; Ciliophora; Oligohymenophorea; Peniculida; Parameciidae
Exons: 3
Biological process (GO): signal transduction; endocytosis; peptidyl-serine phosphorylation
Cellular component (GO): nucleus; cytoplasm
Molecular function (GO): ATP binding; protein serine/threonine kinase activity
Source: RefSeq, a predicted model, not a curated record